GGAAUAGUCCAAUUUCGAAGAAACUGCUAAGAUUGGUCUCUUUUUACCAGCGCCACCCGCCAUGCCAAGCUUGACCAAGAAGACGACUUUGAGAGAAAAUUUCAGAGAAUUCUAAGUUCAAGAUAUUUUCCUGAGUAACUUCAUCGGAGUUUGAGAAACCCUUAUACUCUUAAAUCUUCAUAACCGCUUCUCAGUAAUCACAGAUCAGUUACUUCACCGGCUUGGUCUGAGAUCAGCGGUUCAAACGUUUACUUUAUAGUUUCAGUUUCUUCUUAUUCUUCUUCGUUUGAUUUGUAUAUGAUAUGAACUCUGUUCUUUAUGAUUCAGGAGAAGAGUACCAAGUCCUUGACUUUAUGGGUUUUGGCCGUGACAAUCGUGUAAGGUGGUUCAAAGAACCAUCAUCCACAGAGUAUGGUUACGGAAGAAGAGCUAGACCAUCUCUAAACGCAGUGUUGAAUAAUGUCCGAAGAGGGUUUGAGAAAGGAUCAGACAAGAUCAGGACUUUCAAGAAACCCUUAAGUUUCAAUUCACAUAAGAACGAAGAGAAGAGAAACGCUACUGGUACACAGAAGAAGAACAUCAUAAACCCACAAGGCUCCUUUCUACAGAACUGGAACAAAACCUUCCUCUUCGCUUCCGUGAUCGCUCUCGCCAUUGAUCCCUUGUUUUUCUACAUUCCCAUUGUUGAUGGAAAAAAGCAUUGCCUCAACUUGCACUCUAGCCUCGAGAUAGCAGCUAGCGUGCUUCGAACGUUUGUAGAUGCCUUCUACAUUAUUCACAUUGUGUUUCAGUUUAGGACAGCUUAUGUCUCUCCUUUGUCCCGGGUUUUCGGUAGAGGCGAGUUGGUUGAAGAUCCUAAAGCCAUUGCUUUAAAGUAUCUCUCCUCUUAUUUCAUCAUCGAUGUUCUCUCUAUCCUUCCACUCCCACAGCUUGUAGUCUUGGCUGUUAUCCCGAAUGUGGAAAAACCUGUCUCUUUGCUCACUAAGGACUACCUGAUAACUGUCAUAUUUGCUCAGUACAUUCCAAGGAUUCUUCGUAUUUACCCGCUUUACAGUGAAGUUACAAGAACAUCUGGCAUAGUUACUGAAACAGCUUGGGCUGGAGCUGCUUGGAACCUCUCUCUCUACAUGUUAGCCAGUCAUGUGUUUGGAGCUUUGUGGUACUUAAUAUCAGUUGAACGAGAAGACAGAUGCUGGCGUGAAGCUUGUGAGAAGAGACAAGGGUGUGAGUUGAGGUUUCUCUACUGCGAUGGAAACAACAAUGUUAUAAAUGAUUACCUGACUACUUCGUGUCCGUUUAUCAACCCUGAUGAUAUAACGAAUUCAACUACUUUCAACUUUGGUAUCUUCACUGAUGCUCUCAAGAGUGGGAUUGUUGAAUCAGAUGAUUUCUGGAAGAAGUUCUUCUACUGCUUCUGGUGGGGUCUGCGUAAUCUAAGUGCACUGGGACAAAACCUCAACACAAGCAAGUUCGUUGGAGAAAUUAUCUUUGCUGUAUUAAUUUGCAUAUCUGGACUAGUUCUAUUCGCACUACUUAUCGGCAAUAUGCAGAAAUACUUGGAGUCGACAACAGUUAGGGAAGAGGAGAUGAGAGUGAGAAAAAGAGAUGCAGAGCAAUGGAUGGCUCAUCGGAUGUUACCAGAGGACCUAAGGAAACGUAUCAGAAGGUAUGAACAAUACAAAUGGCAAGAAACCAGAGGAGUUGAAGAAGAAAACCUUCUGCGUAACCUCCCUAAUGACCUCAGAAGAGACAUUAAACGCCAUUUCUGCCUCGAUCUUCUCAAGAAAGUACCUCUGUUCGAGAUAAUGGAUGAGCAGCUCCUAGAUGCCGUGUGUGACAAGCUAAGACCAGUGCUCUACACUGAGAAUAGCUACGCGAUUAGGGAAGGAGACCCAGUGGAGGAGAUGUUGUUUGUUAUGAGAGGUAAGCUUAUGAGCGCCACCACGAACGGUGGCCGGACGGGAUUCUUCAACGCCGUGUACCUCAAUGCUAGCGACUUUUGCGGCGAGGAUCUUCUCACGUGGGCGUUGGAUCCUCAGUCUUCGUCUCAUUUUCCAAUCUCGCCGAGAACAGUUCAAGCUCUGACUGAAGUAGAAGCCUUUGCUCUUGCAGCAGAAGAUCUCAAGCUUGUCGCCUCGCAGUUCAGACGGCUACAUAGCAAACAGCUUCAACAUACUUUCAGGUUUUAUUCGGUACAAUGGAGGACAUGGGGAGCGUCGUUUAUACAAGCGGCGUGGCGGAGACAUUGUCGGAGAAGAUUGGCUAGGUCAUUAACGCAGGAAGAAGAUCAAUUCCGAAUCGCGGUUGCAAAACGCGAACGCAGAGCCGCGUCGUCGUCGAGCCUUGUUGCGACGUUAUACGCGUCGCGGUUCGCGUCAAACGCGCUUCGCAAUCUGCGUCAGCACAAUACACUGCCUUUGCUUCCUCCGAAGCCAUCAGAGCCUGAUUUCGGUGUUGAUGAUGAUUGAAACAUCUCUUCCACGAGUCUACUUUACCACUUGUAAAUUGUCAACUAAAAUAAACCUGCUGAAUCAUUUUACUGCCUAUAAAAAAAUGAGACUUUUCUCUCUA
Messenger RNA from Brassica oleracea var. oleracea, 2571 nucleotides. Its product is annotated as putative cyclic nucleotide-gated ion channel 13. The record is from RefSeq and is a predicted model, not a curated record. Gene Ontology annotation, cellular component: membrane. Bases 303 to 2468 code for a protein of 721 amino acids. Gene Ontology annotation, biological process: transmembrane transport; monoatomic ion transport. The transcript is spliced from 8 exons. Gene Ontology annotation, molecular function: protein binding; monoatomic ion channel activity. Lineage: Eukaryota; Viridiplantae; Streptophyta; Magnoliopsida; Brassicales; Brassicaceae.